AUUGCCCCACUCCUCCAUUAAAGGACAAAAAGGAGAAAUUUAAAGAGUCGGUCAGGUAAAACCGGUUCAUUUGUCCUACAAUUCUCAGUUUUUCUGUUGAGCAAGAGGAAGAGAGGCAAGAAAUUUUGUGGGUUUUACUGUCUGAUCUGGAUCAAAAUGGAGGGUGAUUCUGAUUCCUUCAAGGAAGUGAAGCCCAAAGCUGGGGAGGAGCAACCUGCUAUUAAUGGUGCUGAUGAGAACAUGGGAUCUCCCAUGGAGACCAAUAGCUCCAAGCCUGAGUCAAUGGCAACUUCUGGACCAAAUGCUACCAUCCCUACUUCAGAUCAGCUUACUAUCUUCUAUGGUGGAAGCGUUCUUGUAUUUGAUGCAAUUCCUGCAGCAAAGGUUCGUGAAAUUAUGCUUAUUGCUGCAGCAGCUGGUAAACCUGCUGACAUGAAGAAGGCUGUCUCUGUCUCUCCAGCUGGUGGUACACCAGUUCUUACCAGGUCUCCUUCGCUGCAAAGCACUACAAGUGCUUUGCCUUCACCACAACCACAAGCAAAGCUUCAUCCAGUUCAUCAAGGCUCCUUCCUUUGCAAAUUGCAAGCUGAAUUACCAAUUGCAAGGAGGCAUUCUCUUCAGCGAUUUUUUGAGAAGCGACGGGACAGGCUCUACAGCAAAAGCCCAUAUCUCUCUUCAGCAGAGAGGAAAAUGGCUGAAACCAUAAAACCAGAUUUCAGUGCUCAAGUUUCACCAGAUGCAGGCUGCUUUGGGAAACCUCUUGCACCAGAAAAAGAAACCCUACCAAAGGUUGCUGCUAGCGUUGCUUAAAUAUGAACAAAAGCUUCUGUCUUCUGAUUUAUAAGGGACAUGGGAAAGUCCUGUAUCAUGUUAUUGUUAACCAUGAACUAUUCUAGCAAAUUUCAGAUUGUGCUGGGAAUGGUGAUUAACUUUCUCUUGCUUCUGGAUGUAAUGGGGUAAAGUGAACAAUUUCUGAUUGAAACUAUUGUGAAUUUGUUCACAUGGUUGCCUCAUAUAUAGCUGAAGGCAACUGAAAUUUCACACUGAACCAGUGGUUUUAGGACUAAGUAUUUGUGUUACUAUUGACUGCCAUAUACAAUUGACAAAUGAUGGCCAUGUAUGUCAGUCUGCUUGUUGUGUGACUAUCAGAACUGUAAUGGAGACUUAUUGCUUAUUAAUAUUAUACAUUCUCUGAUGUGUUAAAACA
Messenger RNA from Manihot esculenta (cassava), 1207 nucleotides. Its product is annotated as protein TIFY 3B. Bases 157 to 810 code for a protein of 217 amino acids. Gene Ontology annotation, cellular component: nucleus. The record is from RefSeq and is a predicted model, not a curated record. The transcript has 5 exons. Gene Ontology annotation, biological process: response to wounding; regulation of defense response; regulation of jasmonic acid mediated signaling pathway. Lineage: Eukaryota; Viridiplantae; Streptophyta; Magnoliopsida; Malpighiales; Euphorbiaceae.